AUGCGUUUCCAAAUCCUCGCCGCUGUUCCUCUUCUCUCCUUGGCCGUUGCACAAUCAGCAUCGGACAGUACAAUUACAACCCCCGCCACCGUGCCCACUGCAGCCAGCACCGUCUCAUCAGACAUUGGUGCCUUUUCCCGCGCUGUUGAACAAGAUCAAUCUGCCCUCUCCAUCCUCUCCGCUCAACUAGCAACCGAGACCAAUGCUGGUCAAAAAACACAACUCAGCGCUCAAAUCUCCCAUCUCACUGUUCAACUCGCAGGUCUCAGCUCUCAAGCAGCAAUCGCCAGCUCCAUCUCUACCGCAGGCGCUGCUGACGCUUCCGCAAAUGCUGUCUCAUACAUUUCCAGCUUGAGUGCUAUAGCAGCCACCGAGACAAAUAGUGCAAUCAGGAGUCAAUUGAGUGUGCAGAUUAGUCAGAUUAGCAGUCAAGCAAGCUUAACCUCUGCAAGUGCCAGUCAGAGUGCUCAAUCAACCGGAAGUGUUGUUGUUACUACUACAGACAGUAAUGGAAACACCGUUACUUCAACUGCUAGUGCUACCGCCAGGGCCUCUUCGAGUGGAACCUCAAGCGGAAGCUCGAGUAGCAGCAGUGCAGGUGCCAUGGCUACCAGGGUUCCAGCUAUCGGAGCUGCGAUUAUGGGAGCUGCUGCUUUUUUGUUGUAG
Molecule: messenger RNA, 666 nt
Organism: Botrytis deweyae
Lineage: Eukaryota; Fungi; Ascomycota; Leotiomycetes; Helotiales; Sclerotiniaceae
Exons: 1
Coding region: 1-666 (221 amino acids)
Source: RefSeq, a predicted model, not a curated record